Molecule: messenger RNA, 3106 nt
Organism: Sorghum bicolor (sorghum)
Lineage: Eukaryota; Viridiplantae; Streptophyta; Magnoliopsida; Poales; Poaceae
Product: pumilio homolog 23
Exons: 11
Coding region: 220-2757 (845 amino acids)
Biological process (GO): endonucleolytic cleavage in 5'-ETS of tricistronic rRNA transcript (SSU-rRNA, 5.8S rRNA, LSU-rRNA); ribosomal small subunit export from nucleus; endonucleolytic cleavage to generate mature 5'-end of SSU-rRNA from (SSU-rRNA, 5.8S rRNA, LSU-rRNA)
Cellular component (GO): 90S preribosome; nucleolus; preribosome, small subunit precursor
Molecular function (GO): RNA binding
Source: RefSeq, a predicted model, not a curated record
GUGCGGGUGGGCUAUCUCCCCCCCCUCCCCUUCUGUCUGCACCACCUAGCCGACCACUACCGCCGCCGCCACCGUACGGCAGGUGCCGAGGCCUUCGUCGGUCUCUUCUCCGGCGACGAGCACCCAUCAGGAUUCUUGUUGCUCUCAGAAUGCUGAUUCUGCUUCCUCUGUCUCGUUUCAUCAGAGUAUAAGUAGCUGCUGUCAAAGUGUACAUGAGCAAUGGUUUGUGUUGGGUCCAAAGCAAUAAGACCCAAGGGGAGCACAGGAAAUGGCUUGGGAGAUGGAGCUUUAGAUGAUAGCUCACACAAGAAGAGGGCAAGGAAGGAUAAGAGCGAGAAACCCCGGAAAGGGGGUCACAGCUCGAGUAAAGGACCUUCUGUAGGGAAACCUCAGCAUGGGAAGGAUAGGAAGCAGAGCAGCGAUGAUGGGAAGAAAGGGAAACGGCGAGGAAAGGACCAUCAUUCAGGAAGCUCUGUGAUGGUGAAUCCCAGGACCAGGAACCUCAACAAUCAGGAUGCAUUACCAUCCUCCAUUACAUCAAAACCAGUACAAAAUGUUCUUAGGAAAAGAGUUGAUCCUGAAACUGCAAAGUACUUUAUGGAGAUCUCAAAUCUCUUUGAUAACAAGGAGAUUGAUUGUGAAGAGCGCUCGACUAUAUGUGCUAAUGCCUUAGAAGAAUCUAGAGGGAAAGAGCUUGAACUUGCCACCGAUGCUGUUAUAAGCCACACCUUGCAGGUUCUUAUAGAAGGCUGUGAGUUGGAGCAGUUAUGCACAUUCCUCCGCAAUUGUAUUGACAAUUUUUCUGUCAUUGCCAUGGACAAAAAUGGGUCGCAUGUAGCUGAAGCAGCUCUCAAGUCACUCGCAACACAUCUUGAAGAUGAAACCUCUAGGGCCAUGAUAGAAAAGAUACUGAACAAAAUAUGCAAGGUUAUUGCUGCAGAUGCUGCUAAUGUGAUGUCCAGCUGCUAUGGAUCACAUGUUCUCCGCACUCUGCUUUGUCUUUGUAAGGGUGUUCCGUCAGAGUGUCUUCAAGACUUCCACACUACUAAGAGAUCUGCUGUUCUAGCUGAGCGGUUGAGUUGUGGAACAAAUCAACCUAGUGGACAUGUUCCAAAGAAUUUUGAAAACGGUUUCUCAGGCAUGUUUAGGUCUUUCGUCAGAGAAAUGCUACAUAAUGCAAAAGCUGACAUUGCAACUUUACGAGUUGACAAGAACAGUAGCCUUGUUUUACAGACUGCAUUGAAGCUAUCUUCUGGUGAUGAUAAUGAAUUGCUUCAUAUAAUAUCAAUACUUCUUGGUUAUGAUGAAUAUAAUACCCUACAGAAGAGAGAUUACAGUGAAAAAAAGGAGGAGAUUGUUACUUUACUUGAAGAAAGUGCUUAUAGUCAUCUCUUGGAGGUGAUUGUCGAGGUUGCCCCAGAGCAAUUGCGCAAUGGUAUGCUUGCAGGUAGUCUGAAGGGUGCAUUAUUUGCAAUCUCAUCUCAUCACUGUGGCAACUAUGUGGUGCAAGCUUUCAUAUCAUCUGCUAAAACCUCAGAUCAGAUGAAUCAAAUAUGGGAGGAACUUGGUCCAAAAAUGAAGGAAUUGCUUGAACUAGGUAAAACAGGGGUUGUAGCUUCCAUCUUAGCGGCAUGCCAGCGGCUUGAAACUUAUCGCCUUGAGAGUUCUCAAGCUCUUGCUGCUGCAUUAAGUUCAGAUUCUGAGUCUCCUGAUAGCAUUGUUGCACAUAUACUUUUUCUUGAGAACUACCUACAUGAGAGAUCUUAUUGGAAAUGGACUCAUGGUGCAAAGAUGAGCAUUCUGGGUUGCUUGAUGCUGCAAUCUAUUUUCCAAUACCCGCAUCAAUAUAUUCGCCCAUAUGUCUCAAGCUUGCUGGCCAUGGGGGAUGAUCAGAUCCUCCAAAUUUCCAAGGAUUCAGGAGGUAGCCGUGUUCUUGAAUCUUUUCUAGGUUCAAGUGCCACUGCAAAGCGUAAAUUUAAAGUUUUUGGAAAGUUGCAAGGUCAUUACGGAGAGAUUGCUAUGAAUCCUUCUGGCUCAUUCUUAGUAGAGAAGUGCUUUACUGCCAGCAACUUUUCUCAUAAAGAGGCUAUAGUGGCAGAGCUGUUGGCUGUGCAAUCUGAACUAUCUAAAACAAGACAUGGGUUCCACUUGCUAAAGAAGCUGGAUGUCGAAAGAUAUGCUAGGCGACCUGAGCAGUGGAGAGCUAGUCAAACUUCAAAAGAAACAACUCAAAAGAAGUUUGAGGCAGAAUUUGGCUCAAACAGUCAAUCUACUGGGCAGAAUAUCAAAGAAAAGUUCUCUCAAAGUCCCAUGAAGAAACGUAAGCAGAAAGAGAAGGCUGACAAAAUUACUGAGGAUGCCAGGAGCAACAAACCAGAUUUCUCUCAGAAAGAAAACAGUAAGAGGCCAAAAUCUGCCAAGUCAUCUGCUGAGAGAGGAUCAAGUGCCAAGAACACCCGUGAAGGCACUGAUGCUAGUGCCAGCAUGAUGUUCUUGAAGGGCUCUGUCAAGAGGAAAUCCCCAGGUUUCCUUUCAGAUAAACCGAGCCUCAAGAAACAAAAACAUCACAAACUCGUUUCUGGUAGACCAGACGGUAAACUUUUUGUUCGAGAUAGUGGUACUAGUGCACCGUUUGUCAAGAAUGCUGGCAAACAGAAACAGUCCAUUGCUGAGCUCGCGGACCUGGCUGGUAAGGAGAAGCUGACUGCGUCUGAAGUUCGCAAAUUGCUGAAGCCUGAAAUGUCAGGCAAGAGCUAAUUAGUUCCAGAACUUGCCAGCAGGUGUAGGAAAUAUAAAUCAGGUCUUGCCCCUGUUGUCCUUAGGGCGAGCAGAGGGCCAGAGGCAGCAAUUUGUUGGUCAUCUUUCCUCAUAUGUUGCGGAAAGAAAUUGUAGCACGCGAGAUGGGUUUGUUUCAGUAGAGAUGUAUUCGUGAUGCCUGUCUUGAUACCUGUUUAUUUUGCUAAUGAAUUUGUUUGCCCCUGCAAAGGUUUGUUUGAUCCGCUGCUUGCUGAUAGUACAAAACAUGUAAAAAGAUGGUAGCCCUGCCCAGGGCAACAUCAUCCAUUGUAAGACCAAAUACUCAGUAAUAUAAUGUUAAUGCAGGAAA